CCCGGUAUUAAGUCAGGAUUACAUAAGAUUGAGUUUAAACGCGUAUUAAAAGAUGGCGAUGAAAGCGAGAAAGUUGCUUUUCUUAAAACCUGUUAUGAAACUUAAAGUGAGAGAGGCUAAAAAAAGAUCGACUUGAAACAUCUUCCAUUGAAAAAAGUUAGUCUAUUAUUUAACAUUUUAUUCUUGUCCUCAUCACAUCUUAUUAUAACAAUUAAGUGACAGUACAUGCCAAUCAGUUAAUUAUGUUUCGCUAAUAUUAAACUUGUGUCGCGAAAUUAUCUAAACUUUAAAACCCUCUGUUUUGUUCAUUAAGUUGAACAAAUUUUCAACAAUGCUAUGUUUUUGCCUAAGUGUUUUUUUGUGCAAUCAUCAAUAGAUAAUCAAAUUUACUAAUUUAUACAUAAUUGAUAAAUUGGCAGCUCAUAUUGACCUUACAAUUUUGUGUCUAAUAAUCCAGUAUCUCAAAUAGCUAUCAUAUUAAUGAUGAUGAUGUUAGUUAAUCCAAACCAAUGGAUGUUUAUUGUAAUUUUAAUAACCUCAGUAGUGAGUCUCAUCGAUGGAUUAUCCAAUGCAUCGACAACAAGACAUCGUUUAAACCCAUUGAAAGCUCCAGAGAGUAAAGAUGAUAGUUUAUCCUUAUUAAACUGCCCCAAAGGGUCAAGGGUUACUUUUGUGAGGACAAUGGGUUACAAAACGAUUGACACCAUAUUGGAUAGACUACAAUUGAUCAGCAAUUACAGUUGGACUCAGUGUAACUCACAUUGUCUAUCAACAAAUUCAUGUUCCUCAUAUUUUUUCAAUUUCCAACAUUCUAAUUGUGUUUUGGUCAACUCAUCGUAUGCUCUUGUAGUUGGUUACAAUCUGGAACAAAACUAUCACUGGAAUUAUCACAGGAAAAUUUGUUUACCUUCUUUAGAUUCAUCUACACCAAUUUCAUCCAAUUCAUCAUCUUCUAGUUCAUUAUCUUCACCAUUCUCAUCAUGUACAGUUAAAUGGUUUUUCGAGAAGGUGCCAAAUAGCCAAUUACAUGGAGUCAAUGAGAAGCUACUCAAUUCAAUUAAAAGUGAAGACGAUUGUUUAAGCGCUUGUUUCAAUGAGAGACAAUUCAUUUGUCGAUCAGUUCGAUUUGAUCAUGUCAGGUCAAUUUGUGCUUUAAGUCGCCAUGAUAGACGAACAUCUCAAGAAUCGUUCAGAAAAAAUAUCAACUCAAACCAUCAUUCGGUUUCUUAUUUUGAAAAUCAAUGUGUUCAAGAGCCACCAAGAUGCACUUUCAGGCGUCUAGAUGAUUAUCAACUUAGUGAGAGUCAAAUAAUGCUUAAUUUAACCGGAUUAACAUUGGAAGAUUGUGAGAAAAGUUGCCUUUCAGAGCAAUCAUUUAUCUGCCGUUCAUUCAUUCAUUAUCACCAUUUGCUUGGUGUAUGUUUACUUUCACCUGAAGAUUCAUUGAGUCUAGGUGAAAAUGGGAUCAAAGAUAUCAAAAGUUUAACAUUAUCAUCACCAUUAUCACCAUCAACCGAUGGGUUUCCCAUGAAUCUCUAUGAGAAGGCUUCAUGCAUCGAUGUUAACAUUAAAUGUGAAGCAAAUGAAAUGAUUGCAAUCAUCAAAACUUCAGGACCUUUCAAAGGUCGUCUAUUCACUUUAACUCAUCCUCAAGAGUGUUACAACAUUGGAACUGAAGAGCCUGAUGAUACAAUUGCCCUUUCAAUACCUUUACAUGGUGGACAGUGUGGAACCCAGAAUUUGAGGAAUGGUACUUUUGUUAAUUCACUGAUUGUUCAACGGCAUCCAUUGAUUUUAAGAGAAACUGAUAGACGAAUCGAUGUUGUCUGUGAUUACCAGCAAAUCACUCGUAAACUGCGAAGUGGCAAACAAGUCUCUGAAGGCGAUGCAAUUGCAAUGACUCAAGUUGUGACUGGACUGGCCUCUACUCCACCGGUCAGACUACGAGUAGUCAACUCGACUGGAAACGAGGUGAAGGAUGUUGAACUUGGUGAUCCUUUAUACCUGAAGGUUGAAAUGUUGGAUGAAAGUGUCUUCGGUAUUUUUGGCAGUGAACUUGUAGCCAAAAGCGGUGAAGGAAGUGAAUCUGUUGUAUUAAUUGAUGAUCAAGGCUGUCCUGUUGAGCCAAAUGUAUUUCCUGGAUUAGCCAAAGCUGAUCGCACUUCCAAGGCGCUGGUUGCACCAUUCCAAGCCUUUCGCUUUGCCACUGACCCUUCAGUUAAAUUUCAAAUGACCGUUUCAUUUUGUUUGGAUACUUGUCCACCGGUCAGCUGCGGUGGCGAUAAAUUGAACGAGACAACAUCAAAUGCAAACGCUUAUGAGAUAGUCGGACGAACUGGACGAUCAGAUGAAUCUUUUGGUAAAAGAAGGCGUCGUCGGUCAGAUUUUUCUGACGUUGACAGGGUUUAUGGUUCAUCUGAUAAUGCAGCCAAAUCUGACAAGGAAGCUCAAUCGGGUGACAUAUUGACAGACAUAACGAUGGAAACUACAUUUUUCAUUGUAAACAAUUUAAAGGCAGAUUCAUCACUCAAUGAAUCAACCAAAUUGAAACACAUUCGUUCCUUAAAACACCAAACCGAUGUCAACUCAAAGCGAGAUAUUCAAAUUUUGGCUUGCAAUUCAUCUGAAGUUCAUUUUGAAUUAUUGUCUGGUUCCAUGUUGGCUGCCAAUGCUUACAAAAUAACUCGAGAUCUCGAUCCUGGCGUUUGUUUGAAAUUGUGUCUCCAAGACUCUUCAUGUCUAUCAGUCAAUAUUGAUUACAAGAAAGGAACUUGUUCAUUCAAUGGUCAAAAUUUGAGGACUUCAGGAAUAGACCGUAAUCUAAGAUCAAGUCCAUUCUUCAAUUAUUUUGAGAAAGUUUGCUUGAUUCGAUCAUCUGCAGCCUCAACGCCAUUAACAAAUUCAACAAUCACACCUCACUCCGUGUCUUGUUCAAAUAAGGAUUGGUCUUUUGAACGGAUCCGGGGUAAAGAGUUAAUAGGAUUACCUUUUGAAAAGAUAGUGGUUGAGGCAUCAACUCGUGAACAAUGUGAAUUGGCAUGUUUAGAUUACCAACCAUUCACCUGUUUAUCUGCUGAAUUCAAUUACCAGAUGAAUGAAUGUCGACUAAGUCCAUACAACAGAUUUUCAUCUUUAAAUAAACAGGUUCGUCUUGAGCCAUCAACAUCCUUAGUUGAUUAUCUGGAAAACAAUUGUGCUCAAGGUCCAAGAGCCUUUUGCAGUUGGAAAUCCUCUAAACAAAAUCGCCUGAUCCUUUCCGAUAAAACAAUAAUCACAGCCAAUGCAACAACCUGUCAAGAUGAAUGUCUAAACAGUCAAAAUUUCAUCUGUCGCUCCUUCACCUUUGAUUCAGUCUCAUUAACCUGUUCAUUAAGCCAUCACACCAGAAGAUCAGUCCCAGGAGCUGCUCUUUUAAAAACACCUUCAUCAAUAGUCUAUGAGAUAUCAACCUGUUUCGAUGUCUCCAUUGAUUGUGGACCCGAUAUGAUGAAAGCAAAAGUAACAUCAAGCACAUUAUUUCAGGGUAAAUUAUAUGCUCGGGAAAGGCCUACUUCAUGUUUUGUUGAUAUUGCCAAUUCAAUGGACUUCACUUUACCCAUACAAUUGAAAGGAGAUGAUUGUGCUACUCAAGAAGAGUCUGAAGGAACCUUUAUCAACACACUGAUCAUUCAAAGUAACGAUCAUGUCAUAACGUCAGUUGAUAAAGCAAUUGGAGUUCGCUGUUCAUAUGAUGUUGGCAAUAUAACCGGAGAAACAGUGUUGAACAUUGAUCAAUUGGGUUUAACUGAUAGGGAACAAAAUUCACCUUCAUUGCCUGAUUUAUCAUUUCACAUUAUGGACUUAAAGGGAACAGAUAAAGAGGUUGUUAAUCUUGGUGAAUUAUUACGAGUUCAGGUUCGAAUGAGCGAUGAAGAUACUUAUGGCAUUUUUGUGCGUAACUUGGUAGCCAAGGAUGAAACUGGAAACAACAAUUUAACAUUAAUCGAUCAAACAGGAUGUCCAGUUGAAUCUAAACUGAUGCGAGAAGUGCGAACAAUCGACAAGAAAAGUAAAUCUCUGGAAAGCUUUUUUGAAGCCUUUUCAUUCACUGGAAGUAGCACUUUAGAGUUGGAAGCUGAUGUUGAAACUUGCUUGGAACGCUGUAGACCCGUUCAAUGUCAAGUUGCUUCUGGUCGAUCUGAGGAUGAUUAUGAUGUGGUUGUUUCUUAUGGUCGUAAACGUCGAUCCAUUAAAGCACGAAAUCAACCAACUGGUCAACCAAUUGAUACCAAACGAAUGAGUAAAACUCUGUCCAUUAGAGCGGCACAAUUUGGUCUGGAUGGAUCGACUGAUUCCAUUGGAAAAGCGCAUUACAUUAAUGGAGUCCUAAUAACCAGAGCAACAUCCAAUUCUUUGCGAAAAACUAAUUCAAAUGAAUCCAAUAUGGUGUCAAUGGUGUCCUCUAAUGAUGCUUCAUAUGAUAAAGAGACUCGUCCAUUAGCUUUGGAAACAGAUUCAGAUUAUGAUUUGUCUAAUCAUCAUAAUCUUGCCUCUAAUUAUGAACAAACUGAUAAUAAUAGCAAUAGUAUUGAAGAUGAAACUUCAAUCGCUGCUGCUGCUGCUGCUUCAAUUGAUGAAGACAAACAGUUCAAUAAUAAUCAUAAUUACAAUAAUGGCAAUGAUGAUAACGAUGAUGAUGAUGUUGUUGAUCCAAUGAAGGUUAAAACUGGUUUCAAUCUUCUUGAACCAACCACAUUGGCAACUUUCAUGGGAAUAAUGAUUAUCAUUCAAACCCUUCUAUUGAUUAUCGGACUAAUUGUUGCCUCAAGGCUACGUCAAUCCAAUCAACAGCAACAACACAAAAUCCAAUCAACUGAUCAUUUUGUUUCCAUCUACAAGCCAUAAUUAAGAAAUUACCAGUUCUCUUCAUAACUUCUUCAUCACCAUCACCAUCAUUAUCAUCUUUUAAAUAACCAUCCAAGUUCAAUCUUGAUCACCUAGAACCAAUAGGAUAACCAAACAAAAUCAAUAUUUGAGUUCUAAUUCUAUACUAAUUUAAGAUUAGACUCGUAAAAUGAUUUGAAAUAACAUUCACAAAACACUAACCGUUCAUCUUCAUUGAUCAAAUGAUCGUCAUCAUUGCCAUUAUCACCAAUCAUCAGGAUGAUCUCGAGAGCAGAUUUGAAACCAACUAAGCCUUUGUAUUAUAAAAUGUGUAAACUCAUUCCAAUCUCAACCCAAUUAAUUUUGCUCUCAAGCAACUCAACUAUGCAUUAUAUCAUUUUUAAUAAUCACUCAAUCUGUGCACAAAUUUAAAAACUGUAAACGUUUUAUUUGUAAAUCACAGUUGAAAUGGACGAACCAAAUCCUCCGAAUUUGUAAACUCAUCAAUUUAAUUUAUUGUCAUCCCAUUAAACCAUCAAAUUGUAACAA
Molecule: messenger RNA, 5412 nt
Organism: Tetranychus urticae (two-spotted spider mite)
Lineage: Eukaryota; Metazoa; Arthropoda; Arachnida; Trombidiformes; Tetranychidae
Biological process (GO): anatomical structure morphogenesis
Source: RefSeq, a predicted model, not a curated record